UCUUUUCUGGAUCUCUGCUACACCACAAGCUCCAUCCCCCAGUUGCUGGUCAACCUCUGGGGCCCAGAGAAAACCAUCUCUUACAAUGGUUGCAUGAUUCAACUUUAUUUUGUCCUUGCAUUGGGAACUGCUGAGUGUGUACUACUGGUGGUGAUGUCCUAUGACCGUUAUGCAGCUGUAUGUAGACCCUUGCAUUACACUGUCCUCAUGCACCCUCGUUUCUGCCAUAUAUUGGCUGCGGCUUCUUGGGUGAGUGGCUUUACCACCUCAGCACUUCAUUCCUCGUUUACCUUCUGGGUACCCCUGUGUGGACAUCGCCAAGUGGACCAUUUCUUCUGUGAAGUUCCAGCACUGCUGCGACUGUCAUGUGUUGAUAUCCGUACCAAUGAGCUGACCCUCAUGGUCAUGAGUUCCAUUUUUGUGAUCGUACCACUUAUGCUCAUUCUCAGCUCCUAUGGUGCCAUUGCCCGGGCUGUGCUGAGGAUGCAGUCAACAACUGGACUUCAGAAAGUCUAUGGCACAUGUGGAGCCCAUCUUAUGGUUGUAUCCCUCUUUUUCAUUCCAGUGAUGUGCAUAUAUCUCCAGCCACCAUCAGGAAAGUCUCAAGAUCAAGGCAAGUUCAUUGCCCUGUUUUAUACUGUUGUUACACCUAGCCUCAACCCUCUAAUCUACACCCUCAGAAACAAAGAUGUAAAAGGGGCAGUAAAGAGAUUAAUAGGGUGGGAUAGAGAGAUGUGACAGAUUACCUGUCUGGUAGUUUUUGUUCAGAGAGUCUUAUCUAUCUUGGAGAAUUCCUCUGCUCCUUUGAGACUUAAUUUUGGUCUAAAGCCAACCA
Molecule: messenger RNA, 835 nt
Organism: Vicugna pacos (alpaca)
Lineage: Eukaryota; Metazoa; Chordata; Mammalia; Artiodactyla; Camelidae
Source: RefSeq, a predicted model, not a curated record